AAGGCCUCACGAUCAACAUCCAUUUCGAUUCGACUAGCCAGUCAAACUCAUUAUUCAUCUCAAGAGAUAGCCGACGGCUUCAUUUUGUAUUACAUCUUGUUUUACUUUUGAAAAAAGCCCCCUGAUCGAGUCUGCCACAUUCAAGUUAUCAUUCCAUUCAACCCUGCUUCAAAACAACACAAGCAAGACAGGCAAGACGAUAAAACGAGAUAUACGGUUUCUUUUUACAUCCCCGAUCUCAAAAUGAGUUAUUUUCGCAUCACCCUCGUCCGCUCCGCAAUCGGUCUCCCCCGCCGAACCACCGACGUGCUCAAAGCCCUCGGCCUGAAGAAACGCAUGGCCACCGUCUUCCACGCCGUCUCCCCCUCUGUCGCCGGUCAGAUCAUGAAAGUCAAGGAGCUCGUCGAAGUGCGGGAGGUUGAGAGGCGUCUAACGAAACAGGAGGUGCAUCUGGAACGGAAGCCGGACCCGGGAUAUUACGUUGAGAAGGUCGGGAGGUCGGAGUUUGACGAGAGCAGGAGGGUAUAGGGUACAAAAGGCUGUCAUCCAUUUCAAUUCGAUUCAACCAAACCAAUCAAUCAGAUGGCUUAGCGAUGCAUAUUUUUUUUUUUUUUUUUUUUGGAUUUCUGGGGUUUGUU
This is a messenger RNA of Penicilliopsis zonata CBS 506.65, 638 nucleotides long. RefSeq lists its product as hypothetical. The transcript has a single exon. Gene Ontology annotation, biological process: translation. NCBI's taxonomy places the organism in Eukaryota, Fungi, Ascomycota, Eurotiomycetes, Eurotiales, Aspergillaceae. The record is from RefSeq and is a predicted model, not a curated record. Gene Ontology annotation, cellular component: large ribosomal subunit; mitochondrion. Gene Ontology annotation, molecular function: structural constituent of ribosome. Bases 244 to 528 code for a protein of 94 amino acids.